GCGGGCCGGGCCGGGCCACACGCUGCUGCGCCGAGGGUCGGGAUGCCGCUGCCCGCGCUCCGCUGCGCCUUGCGGGCCCGCCCCUGGAACGGGGCUGGGCUGAGGUGGAAACACGCUUCCUCUUUGAAGGUCGCCAAUGAGCCCAUCCUGGCGUUCACCCCGGGCAGCCCUGAGCGAGAUGCACUGCAGAAGGCCUUGAAGGACCUGAAGGGCCAGACGGAAGCCAUCCCGUGUGUGGUGGGGGAUGAGGAGGUGUGGACCUCAGCUGUGCAGUAUCAGGUGUCGCCCUUUAACCAUGGACACAAGGUGGCCAAGUUCUGCUACGCAGAUAAGAACCUGCUCCAGAAAGCCAUCGGUGCCGCGCUGGCCGCCCGGAAGGAGUGGGACCUGAAGCCCGUGGCCGACCGUGCCCAGAUCUUCCUCAAGGCGGCUGACAUGCUGAGCGGGCCGCGCAGGGCAGAGAUCCUCGCCAAGACCAUGGUGGGCCAGGGUAAGACAGUGAUCCAGGCCGAGAUCGAUGCCGCGGCAGAGCUCAUCGACUUCUUCCGGUUCAACGCCAUGUUCGCCAUGCAGCUGGAGGGGGAGCAGCCCAUCAGCGUGCCGCCCAGCACCAACAGCGUGGUGUACCGGGGGCUGGAGGGAUUCGUGGCUGCCAUCUCUCCCUUUAACUUCACUGCCAUCGGCGGGAACCUGGCAGGGGCGCCGGCCUUGAUGGGCAAUGUGGUCCUGUGGAAGCCCAGCGACACCGCCAUGCUGGCCAGCUAUGCCGUCUACCGCAUCCUCCGGGAGGCCGGGCUGCCCCCCAACGUCAUCCAGUUUGUGCCGGCCGACGGGCCCACCUUCGGGGACGCCAUCACCAGCUCUGAGCACCUCUGCGGCAUCAACUUCACGGGCAGCGUGCCCACCUUCAAGCACCUGUGGAAGCAGGUGGCCCAGAACCUGGACCGGUUCCGCACCUUCCCGCGCCUGGCCGGAGAGUGUGGCGGGAAGAACUUCCACUUCGUGCACGUCUCGGCCGACGUGGACAGCGUGGUGAGCGGGACCCUGCGCUCGGCCUUCGAGUACGGCGGGCAGAAGUGCUCUGCCUGCUCGCGCCUCUACGUGCCCAGCUCCCUGUGGCCCCAGAUCAAAGGGCGGCUGCUGGAGGAGCACGGCAGGAUCAAAGUGGGCAACCCCGCAGAGGAUUUCGGGACCUUCUUCUCCGCAGUGAUCGACGCCAAGUCCUUCGGCCGCAUCAAGAAGUGGCUGGAGCACGCCCGCUCCUCACCCAGCCUCAGCGUCCUGGCGGGGGGCACGUGUGACGACUCGGUGGGCUACUUUGUGGACCCAUGCAUCGUGGAGAGCAAGGACCCCCAGGAACCCAUCAUGAAGGAGGAGAUCUUUGGGCCGGUGCUGACCGUGUACGUCUACCCAGAUGACAAGUACAAGGAGACCCUGCAACUAGUUGACAGCACCACCAGCUACGGCCUCACAGGGGCAGUGUUCGCCCAGGAUAAGGCUGUCAUCCAGGAGGCCACGAAGAUGCUGCGGCACGCCGCCGGUAACUUCUACAUCAAUGACAAGUCCACUGGCUCGGUGGUGGGCCAGCAGCCCUUUGGGGGCGCCCGAGCCUCUGGAACCAACGACAAGCCGGGGGGCCCCCAUUAUAUCCUGCGGUGGACGUCACCCCAGGUCAUCAAGGAGACCCACCAGCCUCUGGGGGACUGGCGCUACUCCUACAUGCAGUGACCCGCGGGGACGCCGUGGCCAACUCUCCGCCUUGCUCCCUCCAGACAAGCCCACGGGGCGCCCAGCCACCUGCCCCCUGGGACAGCCUGGCCCUGUCCACCCUCUCCUGCCCCGUCCCAGCCC
Sorex fumeus (smoky shrew) is the source of this 1851-nucleotide messenger RNA. RefSeq names its product aldehyde dehydrogenase 4 family member A1 (gene ALDH4A1). Gene Ontology annotation, molecular function: L-glutamate gamma-semialdehyde dehydrogenase (NAD+) activity. The record is from RefSeq and is a predicted model, not a curated record. Lineage: Eukaryota; Metazoa; Chordata; Mammalia; Eulipotyphla; Soricidae.